Molecule: messenger RNA, 2995 nt
Organism: Anolis sagrei ordinatus
Lineage: Eukaryota; Metazoa; Chordata; Lepidosauria; Squamata; Anolidae
Gene: DEGS1
Product: delta 4-desaturase, sphingolipid 1
Biological process (GO): ceramide biosynthetic process
Cellular component (GO): membrane
Molecular function (GO): sphingolipid delta-4 desaturase activity
Source: RefSeq, a predicted model, not a curated record
CACAAAGCCACGCCCCCUUCUGCUCCCAAGAAGGAGCGCUGUCGGCGAGGUAGCGGCCAAGGCUGCAUUUGGCGGAGGGAAGGCAGCGGCGCGGGAUCGGAGGAAGGAAGGCACGCAGAAGACUCUUCGCCUCGCGCGGGCCUCCUUGUCUCCCUCCGCCAUGGGCAACACUGUGGCUCGGGAGGACUUCGAAUGGGUUUAUACGGACCAGCCGCACGCCGACCGGCGCAAGGAGAUUCUCAGUAAACAUCCGGAAAUAAAGACCUUGAUGAAACCAGAUUAUAAUGUGGUCUGGUUAACUAUACUGAUGGUGUGUGCUCAGCUGGUUGCACUUUACCUGGUUAAAGAUUUGGACUGGAAGUGGGUUGUAUUUUGGUCCUACGUGUUUGGCAGUUGUCUUGAUCAUUCCAUGACUCUGGCUAUUCAUGAGAUUGCUCACAACAGCGCCUUUGGCAACUGUAAAUCUUCAUGGAAUCGAUGGUUUGGAAUGUUUGCCAAUCUUGCACUUGGCUUCCCAUACUCCAUAUCUUUCAAGAGAUACCACAUGGAUCAUCAUCGUUAUCUUGGUGGUAAUGGAAUUGAUGUGGACAUUCCUACUGACUUUGAGGGAUGGUUUUUCUGCACCCGUUUUCGAAAGCUCCUGUGGAUUAUACUUCAACCCUUAUUUUAUGCCAUUAGACCUCUCAAUAUUAAUCCAAAACCGAUUUCUCGACUUGAAAUCAUCAAUUUCGUAAUUCAGUUUGCCUUUGAUGGUUUGGUAUACUAUUUCCUGGGAAUAAAAUCACUUUUCUAUUUGCUAGCAGGAGCAAUUCUAGGAUUAGGCUUGCACCCUAUUUCAGGACAUUUCAUAGCUGAACAUUAUAUGUUUUUAAAGGGACAUGAAACAUAUUCAUACUAUGGGCCACUUAAUAAGCUUACAUUCAAUGUUGGCUACCACAAUGAACAUCAUGACUUUCCUAAUGUUCCUGGAUCAAGCCUUCCACUGCUGAAGAAAAUGGCCCCCGAAUACUAUGACCACCUGCCACAGUAUAACUCCUGGGCAAAAGUGCUGUAUGACUUUGUGAUGGAUGAUACUAUCAGCCCCUACUCACGUGUGAAAAGGCACCUGAAAGGAGAAGUGAAACAGGAAUAAAUUUAUCAGUAAAAAUGUUACCUUUCCAAACACAUGGGAUUUGAUUUUGUAGUAGCUGGUACAAGGUAUUACUUGACAAAUAUGUAUUGGCUCAAUAUCUUGACCUAGGCUGAAAUAUGAAUAUUUAUAUUGGUACAUUCUAGAACAAGAUCUCUGAAGAAUUGAAAUAUUGCCAGAAAUGUAAUACUCCUGUUUUGCAUUAUGGUUUACUGUUUAAUUUUUCUGUGCUUAUGCUAGUAUUAAUGUUACAUAAUGUGUUUAGUAGCUGUUCACUCAAAAACUAGUUUCUUUAAAUUUUUUAAGUAAGGACAAAAAUUUAAAUAUGCUGUCCAAAACAGUGACAAUACUAUGCCUUAGUUGUCCUUCUAGUAAAGUAUUAUUUUCUAAAAUAUCUAGUUAAAAUAACAAAAUGUUUUCAGUUUGAAGUAGUUUCCCAACAUUUAUGGCUACGAUUUAUUUAAACCUGAGGUAGGCGUUGGUGUAUUUAGGUGCUUACAGUAAUAAAUAGUACUCAUUUUCAGCUGGAAAAUGCAUACCAAAUCCUUGAAGCAUACUCUCCACAACUUACAUGGAACCCCGGCUUUCAAGAGCACAUUCUCUAUAUUAAAUUAAAAUCGGUAUCUCUUCUCCAAGUCUGUUUGCCAGAACAUUAAAGAGUAAUGUCAAACAGAAGCUUCAUCUAAGCUAGACUCAGUACAGAUGGUGUUUUCUUAAGUGGGAGAAGUGGAGUGUUAGUUCUUGACAGGGAGUAGUAAGCUAGUAAAUGUGUACAAGAUCAUCAAUGAACUUAUAAAAUACCUGUAUCCUAAAGGGGAGCACAAGUAAGCUGUUGUACCAAAACUCUGGCACUUAAAGGAAGUCAUAUUUUGACUUAAUUGCACUAAUAUAAAUGUGGCAUACCAUAUUCUUAAAACAUUGGGUAAAAUAGAGGAGUGGGUUUUUGUGUCACAGCACACCUACUAGCCUUUUCACUUGUCUGCUUUUAAAAACUGGUCUUGAUUUUCCUGUAAAGACUUUUUUUUUCCAGUUUCUCUUUGCAUGUGGGAGUAACCUCAAAUACUGGCCCUUAAAAGUUUUCUAUUACAUGUGAUCUUGAAAGCAAAAAGUGUUCAAAUAAAAGAUAAGCACGCUGUGAUACCAAAAGUUAAAUAUUUAACAUAACCUUAACUGCAAUUCAAAUAAUGUUCCCGUCCUCAACAAUUGUCAUGGACUCUUGUGAGUUCUAUCCCAACUUGGACAAUAAGGAAAACUAGAAUGUCUUAAUAUGGUAGUCUAUACUACAGCAACAGCGUAACAGAUCUAAACAUAGGGCCACAGGUAGAUUGAUUUAAACUAAGGCAACUUAAGUUGUUAAGAAAGACUCAUUUUAAACUCUGACCAUCAUUCCAGAAUUUUUAAUAUAAAUGAACUAGCUGUAGCAUUAUACAAAAAAAAAUUCAACAGCUCAUAAGAGGAUCAAAACUUAGUAGUACAAGUAUGUGCUUUUGGUUUGGAUUUAACAUUUUUAAGCCCUACAUAUUAAGAAAAAAUCCUGUAUAGAGCAUAACUGAUGUUUAUCAUUGUGUAAAUUAAUGCUCAUAGAUGGCAGGUAUCAUGCUAUUUCAAAGUUGAUGUCCCUAAGAGUUUUCUCAACAUACUACCAAACUUCUUUGAGUGAAUAUGGGGUUUUUUUGUUUCAAAAAAUGUUUAGUAUUUUCCUCAUCACCCUUUUGAUCUCCCAUUUUGGUCACAUGAGAAGUAUCUCCACGUACAUAUGCUUAGUUGAUAUAUCCGUCUGAAUAGAUGUGCCUGAAGAGUGCUUCUGAGUUGUACAAUUCUUUCAGUGUUUUGAAAGAAAUACAAUAAAAUGACUGUUUUGCUGGC